Messenger RNA from Vigna umbellata (rice bean), 1412 nucleotides. RefSeq lists its product as uncharacterized. The record is from RefSeq and is a predicted model, not a curated record. Gene Ontology annotation, biological process: regulation of DNA-templated transcription. Gene Ontology annotation, molecular function: transcription cis-regulatory region binding; DNA-binding transcription factor activity. Gene Ontology annotation, cellular component: nucleus. Lineage: Eukaryota; Viridiplantae; Streptophyta; Magnoliopsida; Fabales; Fabaceae.
UUUUGGUUUUGGAUUCUUGCACGAAAGAGAAGAUGAAGAGAUCCGUUUUGGGUUCUUGCAAAGCUGAAGUUGAAUCAGUGGCGGAUGAGGAAAACCCUUCCCCAAAACUGAGUCAGUGUGAUAUCUGCCUCAAGAUUUUUGGCUGCGGCAAGGCUUUAGGUGGUCACAGAAGAUCCCACUUUAUGAAACAGCAGCAACAAAAGAAGGUAAAGACCCGUUUCACUGAUAAUCACACAUCAAAACCUUCUGGCGAUAAUAACAUUAGGGUUAUCUGUGAUUUUGACGAUGAUGAUGGCAAACACAUUUGUUGUAUUUGCAAGAAGGAAUUUCCCACCAAGAAUGCUUUGUUUGGUCACAUGCGGUCUCAUCCUGAGAGACCAUGGAGGGGUGUGUCCCCUCCUACUCAAAAGAACUCAUCUUCUCCUUCUUCUUCUUACUACUAUUCUCCUUCUUCUUCCUUCAAUUCUGAUUCAAUGGAGAAGAACAAGGACGAUCAUGAUGUUGAUGAUGGUGGCGACCGACUGAUCUCACCUUAUGAACAUCGCAGAAAUGAGAUUGAUCUUUUAAUGUGUACUUCACCCAGCUGGCUUUGUAAAGAUACAAGAGGCAGAAGCUCUAUCGGUGCGUAUCAGGCUGCUGAAACUCUUUUCUACAUGAGUUGUUCUAAGUAUUUUUCUAGUCACGACUGGAAUAGGGUUUUCCCCAAGAAGGAUGAAGUGCCGCCAAAGAGUGCCCCAACCCUAAUCAAGCAGCGCAAAAGGAAGACUUUUGAAUCGUCACCCAGUAAGAAAGAUAAGGUGAAGAAGAUAAAGUUUUUAUUUAAAGGUGAAUUGAAUUGGGGAAGCACGUCUAAUGGGGUUGGGGAAUGUGAUGGUGAGGGUAAUAGGCUGAACAGGUGCAAGGGUUUAUCUGAAUCUGGGGUUGAGCAUAACCAUGAUGAGAAGAAGAUGAAGAGUUUUGAUGAUUUGAAUGGUGAAUCUGUUACCCCAACUAUGCAAGAUCAUGUUGGUCCUUCUGAUGUGAAGAAGAUUAAUAUGGAUAAGAAAGGGAAGAACGGUAAGAAAUUGGUACUGAAUUCAAGGACAAAAGACUCGGAAUCUGAGAAAGCAGCAAGUCAAGAGAAAGCAGAUUGGUAUAAAUGUGCUGCAUGUGGAAAAAGCUUCAAAACUUUCCAAGGCCUAGGAGGACACAGAUCAGUGCACAAAGAGAAGAAUACUGUGAGCAUUGAUGAGCCAAACCCCUCGGAAGCUGUAGCUGAACAAAACAACUCUAGCAGCUCCAGUAACAUGAACAAGAUGGAGGACCCAUUAUUUAAUGAAACAACCUUAGCCGACCAGCCAUGCCAAUCUUCAGGUGUCAAGAAACUGAACUUCGAUCUGAAUGAGCUGCCUUGUGCCAAUGAUGAGGACUGA